Molecule: messenger RNA, 1068 nt
Organism: Dracunculus medinensis (Guinea worm)
Lineage: Eukaryota; Metazoa; Nematoda; Chromadorea; Rhabditida; Dracunculidae
Source: the annotation of a GenBank genome assembly
AUGGGACAGCGCGUAUCAAAUGAGGAUUAUCAAUGGAAUUACACCGAUCAACCACAUUUAAAUCGGAGAAAAAAAAUCAUCAAGAAAUAUCCAUGCAUAAAGAAGCUCUUUGGUAUCGAUGAAAGUUUCAAAUAUGUUGUCACUGCCAACGUUUUUGUGCAAAUUGUUGCUUCUUAUCUUCUUAAAGAUUCGAGUUGGUCUCUUGUUAUACUUCAAUCGUACUUCUUUGGUGGUAUCAUAAACCACGGUUUGACAUUAGCAAUACAUGACAUAUCUCAUAACGUCGCCUAUGGAAAUUCACGACCAUUGGCUAACCGAUUAUUCGGUAUCUUCGCAAAUCUGCCAAUCGGUAUACCCAUGUCGAUAUCAUUUAAGAAAUACCAUGUGGAGCACCACAGAUACUUAGGCGAAGAUAAGUUAGACACGGAUUUGCCGACAGAAUUAGAAGUUCACUUGUUUGCGACUACCUUUCGUAAAUUAGUAUGGUUAUUGCUGCAGCCCAUAUUUUACGCCUUUCGACCACUAAUUAUAUAUAAGAAAGCACCAACUGAUCUCGAAAUUAUAAAUGCUAUUGUUCAGAUUUCAUUUGAUUUACUUAUUCUAUGGCUUUUCGGAUUAAAAUCAUUAUUUUAUUUGAUAUUUGGCACAAUAAUAGCGAUGGGAAUUCAUCCAAGUGCUGGACAUUUCAUAUCGGAACACUAUAUUUUCUUUAAAGAUCAAGAAACGUAUAGCUAUUACGGCUGUUGGAAUUUGGUCACUUAUAAUGUUGGCUACCAUGUUGAACACCAUGAUUUUCCUUAUGUUCCAGGAAGAAAUUUACCAAAAAUUCGAGCAAUAGCAUCCGAAUUUUACGAAGGUUUAUAUGAACAUAAAAGUUGGAUAUGGGUUUUAUACCAGUUUAUCGCAAAUCCAUCAAUACGCCUGUCUUCUCGUAUCAAAAGGAAACCAACCACAAAUCAGCAAUUUUAUGACACAAAUAUGACCUCCAAUUAUUUCACUGAGGUCAGCCUUAACUUAAUAACAAAAAUUUUAAUCAAAUCCAUAUAUUCUCCUCAAAUAAAAUUAUAG